Molecule: messenger RNA, 630 nt
Organism: Anneissia japonica
Lineage: Eukaryota; Metazoa; Echinodermata; Crinoidea; Comatulida; Comatulidae
Product: baculoviral IAP repeat-containing protein 7-A-like
Exons: 1
Coding region: 1-630 (209 amino acids)
Source: RefSeq, a predicted model, not a curated record
AUGGGAGCCGGACGACCUUCCUUUUCUGAACACGCCGAACACGGGAGUUCGUGCUUGUGGUUGCGGCGCAAGACGAAGGAAACCCUGAUUUCCAAGAUUAGUUUUGCCUCCGAAUUCGGAUUCGACAGCGACGUGAUCGCAAAGGUCGUGAGCGAUCAUCUUGAGAAGAAAGGACAAGUGUUCUCGUUGACAAACGAAGUUCUGGUCUCGAGCAUAAUCGACUUCGAUGAAAAAGGGACCGACAGGAAAAAGGACUGGGUCAAAGAUCCGUCGAAACAAGAGAGCUUGGUGUCUCUGAUCGCCGAACUUCGCUUGGAAGAAGAUGCCGAAGACGAACGCCCGGAACGAAAAGAAGAGGAUGAAGGAGUUCGUGCGCCCGUCGAAAGCUAUACGAAAAAGGUACGCGUCGGCGACGACGACGACGACAAGAAAUCUCGCGGAGAUCUAUUAAGGGAACUUACCGAUCUCAAGGACGAGAUGUCGUGCAAGGUGUGCAUGGAUCGCGAUUCGAACGUCCUCCUGACUCCGUGCAACCAUCUCGUCUGCUGCGACUCGUGUUCCGUCAGGUUAGCGUCGUGUCCGAUCUGUCGUACAAAAGUCGGUGAAGUCGUCAAAGUUUACCACAGUUAG